ACGUAGCCGGAUAAACAAGAAAAUGAGGCGUUCCUAACGGAGGCGGACACGACAGUCAUUUAUUUAUUCUCAGUGUUUCAAAACGUCCCGUUUAUUCGCUACUCAUUUAGAAGAUGCAGUCUUCGAAGCGGAGCGAGAGUGACUGGCAAGGGCUGGUUAGCGAGUUCCUGGUGUGUAAACGCAAGCUAGAGAGUAAGAAAGAAGCCCUCCUCAUUCUGUCCAAGGAGCUGGACACCUGUCAGCAGGAGCGAGACCAGUACAAGCUGAUGGCCAACCAGCUCAGAGAGCGUCACCAGGUGCUGAAGAAGAAGUACAGGGAGCUCAUUGAUGGUGACCCAUCCUUACCGCCGGAGAAACGCAACCAGGUAAACCUUGCACAGCUGCUGAGAGACUCCAAGGAGCGAGUGAAGCAGCUGACGGAGGAGGUGAAGGAGCUGACUCAGCGCUUGCUCGAGGCUCAGGGGGACAACAAGCUCCUGCGAAUGACCAUCACGCGACAGAGGCUAGGGGAUGAUGAGGUCGGCGCCCGCCACUUCCCCGCCCAUGAACGGGAAGAUUUAGUUUGCCGGCUGGAGAGAGCAGGCCUUCAGAUGGAGGAGAUGGAGCACAACAGGAAGGCUCUGACGGACGAGCUCCAGGACGUGAAGGCGGAGCGCGGUGUCUACAAGGAGAAGGCAGAGCGCCUCAACGUGGAGCUCAACCACAUCCUGGGCAACCGUGAGGCGCGCAUCAUUGACCUGGAUGCCCUCUGCAUGGAAAACAGGUAUUUGCAUGAGCGUUUCAAACAACUACAAGAGGAGGUGAACCUGCUGAAAUCAAACAUCAUGAAGUACAAGACGGCAUUAGAGAGAAGGAAAAACUCCAGCAACUAUGGGAAAUCUAACAGUCCACUCACAGGUGUCCUCUCGGCCAAACAAGUCCAGGAGAUGCUCCUGGAAGAGCACGGCUGCAGCCUCCCCGCCACGCCGCAGUCCAUUUCUGACCUGAAGUCCCUGGCCACGGCUCUUCUGGAAACCAUCCACGAGAAGAACUUGGUCAUCCAACACCAACGCCACACCAACAGGAUACUUGGAAACAGAGUGGCAGAUUUGGAAAGGAAGCUGAAGACGCUGGAGGUCGCAGGGUUUUGGAGUCUGCCAGGCCUGACGUACCGCAUAUCCAUUGGGAUCGGGAGGGCUCGGCACGACAUCACGCCGAAUGAAAACCUCCUGCCGGAGCUUUGUCCUACCCGGGAGACGACGUCACAGCAGCAACAUCCACCCAAAGCAUCAGAUGACACAAGAUCCCAUGAAUCACAGUGGGAGCGUCACUCCGUCACCAGUAGCCAUCUUGGUGCAGAUGGGGCCGAAAACGAAGGGGUGCAGAGAAAUGGGAUUGAAGUGACAGGAGGAGGAGACACGGUGACGCCUCUGGAAGAGGAGGAAGAAGUGCGUAGUCCGGUGGAGGAGGAGGGACGGGAGGUGAACGGCGCCGAGGAGGAGGACCUCGCUUCGAUGGUGGAGGAGGGAGAGGAUGCGGCCUUGGCGUUGAAUGUUUCUCCCGAUGAAUCGCAACUUACAUGGCUUACCAUAAAACACGAAUCAAACUACAACUCCCAGGAUACACCUGGACUACAGUCAGAGGAGUGGGACAUCCGUUGUCAAUCUCGUGACACAUGUCAGAACUUGGCCUGAUUGUGAAACCAUCAAAGACUUGAGUGUCAGAGAGGGAGCUCUUUCUUGGAUGAAAAACUUCAAACCAUCUAUCCUCCAGGAAGUCUUCUCCCCCUGCAAUUAGAUCAAUUCCCAUUGUUUGCUUUCUUCAUCCUCUUGAGGGAUGCUUGUGAAGUUAGCCAUCACCGUUAAGAUGUGCCUUAUACAACGUCACCAUUUAAAAGCUCAAUCAAAAAUCCACAUUGAAGAUUUUCUGAUGUUCUAACAGUAAUGUUUGCCCCUCGAGCCAGUUUAUAAGCACCUAACGUGAGAAAAAUACAUCAUCUCCCUUACUUGUUUGCUCCACUUUUGAAAGAAGAAACACUGAAAUGCUCACGUUUCAAAUAUAGGCUUCACGACACAUCUUAAAAUAAAGCUCUGCCAACUAUCAGUCAGCUACAGACGUGGGAACUAGAGCCCCACCGAUAGGGGAUUUCUGGGGCCGAUGCCGCUAUGGGGGCUGAAAACAGUCAAUAUCCAAUACAGCCCGUUGAUAUACACAGGAUAUAUAUACUGUACAUGAACAUACAUUAUUAUAAUACCCACAAUACGAUUUAACACAAAGAAGCAGAAGACGAAAAUAAUAAAUAAUGAAAAUAAGGAAGUUUAAUUCGUAAGACUGUCAACAUAAGGACAUGCCUCUUUGUGAUUUACUUUUAGGUGUUGCUACAAAUCCGUAGUGUUCUUUGCUUUGCUGGUGCUGGAGGCCUGGCUAACUUGCACACUACAGAUGUUGCAUCUCACUCGCGCCUGUUUUGAGCCUUUUGUGAAGUGGCUCCACCACAUACUCUUCUCCUCUGCCUGCCAAAUGAAAAUACAUACAUUUCGUGCAUUUUGGUUAUUAGCCUAGAAUUUUAUUUUAUGGUUGACCAUUUUACUCGCCUGAAAGUGGUAAUACAUAGGUUAAUGUCAGGUGGUUUCUAACUAAUACAUUAUGUAUUUAUAAAAGGCUUAUUCACAAAAACCUCUUCCCAACAUCAAUUGGUUAUAUUUACUAGCUAUUGAAAACUUCUAUCUGCAUCCACUGAGUAUUGACAAACAACUCAAAAACAAAUGCUGAAGAAAAAAAGUGAAAAAAAAAAGUUGACUACAAACGAAAUAAGAUAUAAUCAAAACAUGCAUCAUGUUACUAGACUUAAUACAAGGGACUAAACUAUAUUUUAUGUAACAAUAUAAUUACAACUAAAUACAUUCCUUUGAAUGAAAACACUAACUUUUGAAUGUAUGAGCCCCUGUACAUCCUGCAUGGAAGUAUGGAGAGAAGUGGGACGCCGUGUAUGUCUGCACACAUCUUUAUUACACUUGAAAACGCUGCAUAAGAGUCUUGGAUAAUGAUGGACAUGUGAAUGAACACUUGCAUCUAUCUUUGUUUAUUGCAACUUACACGGGGUUAAAACACUGUAAUACGCUUUCUAAAACUUGCGUGGAAAAAUACUAGAAAUGUUCUCCCUGACAGGCCCUGACAGCGUGGCAGUAAAGUGUAGUGUUAUAUUGUUUUACAAAGUCACAGCUUACCGUGGUGUAAAAAAAAAAAAAAGUCGUUUGUUUCGCCGUUCCUCGCCGAGUGAGGCAGGAAGAGCGGCACCUUGCUGCUCUGUCUGUGUGUGAGGGGGGCAGGGCCAGGUACUCGGGCAGGGAGCAGCACAGUGAGACACACAGGAACGGAGUGACAGAAUCUCUGCACAGUAAAAAAACAAAAAAGAGACUAUAUCAGUUACAUGUUCACCGAUAUUGAUUAAUCAGUGAUAUGUCAUAAUCGGCCCACUGAUAAAUCGGUCGGGCUCUAGUGGGAACUGUAAAUUUGAUUUUCUUCAGCAAAGUUGCUGUUAAAGUGUGCCUGUAAUGUUAGCACUGUAGCUCAGAUAGCUACGCUAGUGUUGCUAAUGUCCUCCUGUGCCCACUUCGAGGCACCUGAGGGGACCAAAAUUAUACAUCGGUCAGUUUUAAGGCUAAUUGUGUGAAAUGUGACCAGGAUUUGUUUUUAUUUGAUGACCAUGAAGACGUAUAUAAUUGAUAACUGAAUAUAUGCCUAUACAGUCAGCCCUUGUUUAUCACAGUUAAUUGGUCCCAGGGCGACCGCGAUAAGUGAAUUUCUGCAAAGUAGGAUUCAAUAUUAAUGGAAUAUUUUCAGGGCUAGAGCAUAGAAAACCUGUUUAUGACUUUCCAAAUAUGUUUUUUAACAUUAUUAGAGCCCUGUAGACAUUAAGUAACACCCUUAUAGUCACCUUUACACUCGCACAGGCUACGGGAUCACUGCAGGGACACCAGACGGCCGCUGCUUUAAGCAUAGCAUGAUACAGAGCUAACUAGUUAGCCUCGAAUUUAUUUUAAACUUAAGAAAGGGUUUGAAAUGAAGUCGGGAAGGACAAAGUAAGAAGCCAAAAACAUACCACUUCCACAUGGAAUGGGAGGAUAACUUUUUUUCACUAUGUCAUGUCAGACAUGCCAUGGCUGACUCCAGGCAGUGUGAAGGUGAUCUAAUGUCAUGUCUCAUCAAUGUAACAUUACUGACGCCUAGUGGCCAGAAUACUACAUAGAACUUGUCUUUCAAUAUUUUUUGACUAAUAAUAGGUCAUAGUCAAACACGAAACAGCAAUCAUUUAUUUACGAAUUUUCGAAAAACUGCAAUGGAGUGAGGGAGCAGUAUUUGAACCGCAAUGUAGUGACGACUGUACACUCUUUACCUGUGGAAUGGAUUUGGUUCCAUUGACACCCAUUUUACCUUGAUUCAAAAGUAAAAAAAAUAUAUAUAUAUAUAUAUAUAUAUAUAUAUAUAUUACAUUUGCAUUACUUUUAUGAGAGAGACCGUUUUGGCACCUAAGGGGAAAAGGUUAAGUAUUUUUAACCUUUAGUUUUUAAAUCAUAAAUAACUUUAUUUUUCAGGGGUCCUGAAGGGUUUCAUAGAAGGGUUAGAUCAUUAGCAUUAAAGCUACAGACGCGCAAAAUGUGUUCCCAUUGGGGCUUACUAAAAGCACUUUUAAAUUGUCUAAAUUCUAAAAUGAAAAAAAAGUAGUAUAAUAUGGGACCUUACUAACUUUUGCAGGUGACAGCUGUUCUCUCCCCACCACCAUGGAGCCCACAACUGCUUACGCAGUACAGUUUCUAUGUUUUUAAUCCCAAAUGUGAGUAAUGGGAGCAGUAGCGUAAACCCCGAGCUUUGUUGGCGCCAGGCAGCUGAUUUGGCACACUCUUUUCCUCCGCCCCAAAGGAGUUUAAACACCAGAUGGGAGUGUGAACUAAUGAAGUUGCAAGAUAAUACUGCAUCCUCGCAUGCCUUAAAGAAAGAUUUGCAUAUUUGUAAGGAAAAACGCACACAGUUUUUGGCAAAGAUGCUGCAGCUCUUGUGGGCCUUGUGUGACAUAUAUUUUGUGUUUCACCACCUUAGCUCUGAAUGUCAACACUUUAAUGGAAAUGUGUUUUUUUUUAAAGAUGGUGCAAUAAAUUGCUAAUGUUUAAGAA
Molecule: messenger RNA, 5150 nt
Organism: Dunckerocampus dactyliophorus (ringed pipefish)
Lineage: Eukaryota; Metazoa; Chordata; Actinopteri; Syngnathiformes; Syngnathidae
Product: coiled-coil domain-containing protein 149-like
Exons: 13
Coding region: 114-1673 (519 amino acids)
Source: RefSeq, a predicted model, not a curated record